AUGGCGAAAGAUUCAGUUAUCCCGAUUUUCUCCUCUCCUGAAGACGAAGCCGCGAUUGUACGGCCGUCUCAUAAACCCAGCUCGAGAGCUGCCAUCGAGCUCUCUCCUUCCGUGGAGAGAAAGAAGAGAAAGAUAUCAAAGCGUGGAGAUGAAACUCCAGAGUCUCCAAAGUCUUUCAAGAAGUCCAAAAUCAAGUUCCGCCCCUCGAGCAGCAAGCGCCAGAAGAGAGACAGCCCCAAGCCCAUGAUACCGUACCCACUCGCAACAUAUUCUCUGGCUCGUAGGCCUAGUCAUAGCUUUAUGAAGCGCUCGACCAUCAAUAAUGAACGAAAGCCUACCAAACCAGACGUUGAGGAGCCCCCGAAGUCUCCUGCAAAGAAUAGCGGAGACGAAGAACUGCUUGUAACCGUCGAGGCUGGUGACACCGUCGAGGCAGAUGUCGCCAACUCGGAAGACAAGCCUAUGGCUAGCACAUCACAGGCAGGAAACUCGACCGCUGACCAGGCUUACGAGAUCCCUGAGCAGUUGAUAAGAGACAACGCCAGUCCCGACCUCGGCACCCAGCUUGCCCAUAAACUCGAGCCGUCCACCCAUGUGCCUGGAAAAGAGACACUGGCAGAUGAUGAUAACUGCUACAUCUCCAAGGCGGCCUUCAACCUCCUCACAAGCCGCCAUGUAACCUUGCAGCACAUGGUCAUGACGUUCAUAGACUCUGUGAACGACUUACAAACCACAAGCAAGGUUGACAGGGAGAUUCGCGACGGAAUUCUGGUCGAGGCCAAGUCUCUUCAAAUGGGCAUCAAGGCAGUUUCCAAUGCUGCAUUCCAGCUUCCGUACGCCAAUCGAACCGGCGCUGCUGCCAGAGCAGCUGCAGACAAGACCCUUGCAACCAUCGAUAAGUUCAACGAGAAGAAGAGAAGCAAUGCUGCAGUCAAGGCAGCCGCCGCCGCGCAGCUGGCUACGGAAGAGGAGGCAAAGAUGGCAGACAAUGACGGCUCCGAGAUUGAAGGCGAACGUACAGAUGGAGAGGAAGGGGACGAUAUUGAGGAGUAG
Molecule: messenger RNA, 1053 nt
Organism: Colletotrichum godetiae
Lineage: Eukaryota; Fungi; Ascomycota; Sordariomycetes; Glomerellales; Glomerellaceae
Exons: 1
Coding region: 1-1053 (350 amino acids)
Source: RefSeq, a predicted model, not a curated record